Messenger RNA from Gastrolobium bilobum, 879 nucleotides. RefSeq lists its product as uncharacterized. The record is from RefSeq and is a predicted model, not a curated record. Bases 103 to 393 code for a protein of 96 amino acids. NCBI's taxonomy places the organism in Eukaryota, Viridiplantae, Streptophyta, Magnoliopsida, Fabales, Fabaceae. The transcript is spliced from 3 exons.
AGUUUAGUUUCCCGUAACUCGCGACAUCGACAACAUCUGGAGAUAUUUUGUUCCUUCCAUUCAGUUGAUCACAUCCUACGAGCCAACGAGGUAACUAAUACGAUGUCGCUGAGGCAUUUCUUAGGCUAUUCUGAGGGCGAGCUCAUGAGGUCUGAUUGCAAACCUUGUUCUAGGCUAAUGAGACACACUGCUGGAAUCUAUAGCGUUGGUGGAGCAUUAGGAUUUUGGGUCCUUUGCAGAUUGCACUAUGGUCCUCGAAUUACAGUUCCUAGGAGUCUUCGUUGGGCAGCAUGUGGUUCUGUGACUACAAGCUCAAGCACGGCUUUGCUGGUUCGUUUAUUUAGUCCUGAAUGUGAGCCGCAGAAUAUAGCUGCUUUUGACAAGAAAAAGUAGCACUGAUAUUGUUAAACUUUUCCUUUUUCCCUCAUAAAGAAAGGGGAAAAUGACUCAUUUGAGAUGGUGCAAUAAUAACUUUUUCUCCCAGGGAGAUGGAGCGGCGAGUUUGGAAUCAUAUCUCUCUAAAAACUUGAAAAUCUACUUAAUUAACCAGGUUAUGGAUGUCUUGCAUCAGGAGGAGUAAAUUAGGGUAGUUACCCUCACCAUUCUUGAAUUAAUCCUGACUUAUUUAAUUUAUAUACCAACGUUAAACAUAUCUUACACGGUAAUUAACCUAUAACAAGUCUUAGGUGUGGUUGAAUUGGUUUUGUUUAUGUUUUUUUCUUUUAGGCUUUGGGUUUCAAUGAGCAGAUGUACGGUUUGGGAUAAAAUGGUGAAAUGGGUUUGGGGUUGUUGGCAGUCCUUGUGGUAUACUGUUAUAAAAGUAGAUUUUGACAAUCGUGAAUAUUUAUGGUUAUUAUGGAUUGAUCAUGUAGCGGUAAA